This is a messenger RNA of Chlamydomonas reinhardtii, 1589 nucleotides long. RefSeq lists its product as uncharacterized. NCBI's taxonomy places the organism in Eukaryota, Viridiplantae, Chlorophyta, Chlorophyceae, Chlamydomonadales, Chlamydomonadaceae. The transcript has 5 exons. Gene Ontology annotation, molecular function: protein binding; mRNA binding. The record is from RefSeq and is a predicted model, not a curated record. Bases 202 to 756 code for a protein of 184 amino acids.
ACAAAUCUAUGCUGAAGCCUGUAUGCAUGCUACAAUCACAAGCCGCCUUCACAUUUUCCACCGAGCGAAGUCCACCCAGCCCUGACAGCUGACAACACAGCGUCGCGCAUAGAGCCUUUCGCAAGUGUUUGCGCAUUCCACGACAACUAUUAGCCUUUACAAGUCUCUCAAAGCACCUGGCCGUGCUAGUGUUUCCUGAGAAUGGCCGAUGAGGGACCGUCAACGUCUGGGGACGUGCGCUUCACUGUUCCCACACGCCUAAAGCUGAUUGUGACCGAGGGGCCUUGCGAGGGACAGAUUUUUGACGCCGCAGAAAUGGACGCCUGUUUCCUGACGCUCGGGCGGACAAAGAAAACCAAAAUCCACCUGAAGGAUGACUCCAUCUCGGAGAAGCACGCCGAGUUCGCAUGGACUGGGAGCCACUGGACGGUCACAGACACGUGCAGCUCCAACGGCACCCGAGUGAAUGGGGCCAAGCUCAAACCAAACGAGCCGCACGUGCUAAAGGCGGGUGAGCACGUGGCGCUGGGUGAUGAGACCAUCAUGACCGUGGAGCUGUCGCAGCAGUCGCUCGCGAACGUGUCACUGGAAUGGCUGAUGCGGGCGCACUUCGAGAGCAGCUGCCAGGGGCUGGAGGCUGGCGGCGCGGACAAGGCGCGGGAGAUGGUCCGCCGCUGCCACGAGGCCCUGGACUCGCUGAUGGACCCGGCGGCGGCUGUAGCGCCCGCGGCCGCAGCCACGGCGGGAGGGAAGUAGCAGGAGCAGGAGCACUAGCUGGCCCCACAGUUGCUGCGUGCUUGCCAUGCUGAUGGCUGGGCUGGAACGAAACCCACUCAACUGUAAUGGAGGCACCCGGCAUCUUGGAGCGCAAAUGUCAGCUACCGUGUUUCAAAGUGGCUGGAAGGAGUUUGGCGCGCCCGCAUGCGUGUCUUAGGUAACGCUGAGGCUGCGCAGAUGCGCUGAGUUGUGGCAGGCGGUGGCACGUCGCACGCAAUCAUCAUGUUACAGGCAGGCAGGGCAUGGCAGCAUCGCAGUCCACACCACAUGUGGCACGCAUGGGUUGAGGCACCGCAUGGUAUGUACGUGCACCAAAGAGGGGCUGCAGAGUUGCAGCUCGCAUUCUACUUUCCUCUCACACCAACUGGACUACUUGCUUUGCAUGCCAUGUCACAUCGUGUCUGACAAACAGCUCAUAUGCGCCGUUCGCAUGGAUUAGCAGACAUGCGCAUGCAGGCAAUGAUAUGUAGUGUGGUAUGCGAUGAAUGGUGCGCAGUUAUGGCAAUCCACCUAGCAAGUUCAUGAGUGAGUAUUGAUGGGGAUGAUCUCUCGUAUGAGAAUAGGUUAUUAUGGGGGUGAUCUGUACAUGUGAGGAAUGCGGCUGUACGUGAAUCAUCAGACCGGCAGUAACAUACGGCAUUAUGCACAUCACAAUGCCCAAAUUGCAGCGAUGUGGACCUAUGUAUGGCUGGUGUCACAUGAACAUACUAUGUACGGUGCGACAAGUUUCCACCACUGGCACGCACGCCGCACGCCGCACGGGUGACGCUAUCUCGUCCUCGACCCAGAUGUAGCACACUAUAUGCAAGCUU